ACUCCAUGUGUUUCUCUGCGCAGGCCCGGUGCACCCAGGACGCGAUCUUCCCAGAUGUCCUUCACUGCGACGCCGGGACACCACGGACCCUGGGUGCAUCCACAGCGGAGGACGCGAGCCGGGUCCCGGGCGACUACUUCUCCCCCUCCUGCCUUCGAGCUCUCCAUCCAGAACCGCUUCGCUCCCCUCCGCGAGACAGGACGCGACACUGUGAUCAUCGGAGACUCCAUCGUCCGACACAUACCCGCGAUCCUGAAGGACGGCGAGAGCCCCAGAGCGGUCGUGCUUCACGCCGGGGUUAACGACACCACGCUGCGGCAGACGGAGACGCUGAAGAGGGACUUCAGGAGCCUGAUCGAGACGGUUCGCAGCACGACGCCCGCGGCGACGAUCGUCGUGUCAGGACCACUGCCCACGUAUCGACGAGGACACGAAAGGUUCAGUAGACUUUUUGCUUUAAAUGAAUGGUUGUUGUCAUGGUGUAAAGAACAGAAACUGCUAUUUGUUAAUAACUGGAAUCUUUUCUGGGAGCGUCCUAGACUGUUUCGCGCUGAUGGAUUACACCCCAGCAGAAUUGGAGCGGAGCUUCUCUCUGACAACAUCUCCAGGACACUUCGCUCCAUGUGACUAGUAAGACAAUUCUCAAAUAACCAUUAUGAUGAGUUUUGUUCUAACCGCUUAAAUGCUAAAGGUACUUGCGCUGUAAAACCUAUUAAGACUGUGUCUGUUCCCCGAAUAGUGAGGUCAAAAUAUAAAUAUAAUGUAGGAUCUAGAAAAAAUCUUAUCGUAAUUAAACCAGAAAAAUGUAAAGUAAAUGAACAAAAACAAUUUUUAAAGUUUGGGCUCAUAAAUAUUAGAUCACUCGCACCAAAAGCAGUUAUUGUAAAUGAAAUGAUCACAGAUAAUAGUUUUGAUUUACUCUGCUUGACUGAAACCUGGCUAAAACCAAAUGAUUAUUUUGGUCUAAAUGAGUCUACUCCACCAAACUACUGUUAUAAGCAUGAGCCCCGUCAGACUGGUCGUGGCGGGGGUGUUGCAACAAUAUAUAGUGAUAUUCUCAAUGUUACCCAGAAAACAGGAUACAGGUUUAACUCAUUUGAAAUACUUCUGCUAAAUGUUACUCUGUCAGACAUGCAAAAUAAAUCUAAUGUAUCUCUUGCUCUGGCUACUGUGUAUAGACCACCAGGGCCGUAUACAGAAUUCCUGAAAGAAUUUGCAGAUUUCCUCUCAGACCUUCUAGUUACAGUUGAUAAGGCGCUAAUCAUGGGAGAUUUUAAUAUUCACGUUGAUAAUGCAAAUGAUACAUUAGGACUUGCGUUUACUGACCUAAUAAACUCCUUUGGAGUCAAGCAAAAUGUCACCGGGCCCACUCAUCGUUUUAAUCAUACACUAGAUUUAAUUAUAUCGCAUGGAAUCGAUCUUACUGCUAUAGAUAUUGUACCUCAAAGUGAUGAUAUUACAGACCAUUUCCUUGUAUCGUGCAUGCUGCGUAUAACUGAUAUUAACUAUAUGUCGCAGCGUUACCGUCUGGGCAGAACUAUUGUU
This is a messenger RNA of Carassius gibelio (silver crucian carp), 1545 nucleotides long. RefSeq lists its product as uncharacterized. Bases 55 to 627 code for a protein of 190 amino acids. The record is from RefSeq and is a predicted model, not a curated record. The transcript has 2 exons. Lineage: Eukaryota; Metazoa; Chordata; Actinopteri; Cypriniformes; Cyprinidae.